CGUGUUCCGUUUUAAUGAAGGUGGUUGACGAUAUGCGUCAGUCAUAUGUAAAUCAUAUUAUUCCAAAGGAAACGCACAAUUUUCGUCUUAAGUGAUCAACAACGCCAGCAAACUUGGGGAACAAACUCAAAGUUGGAAAGACCAGAAAAUAUCAUUUCCACCACUUAGCAAAGGAAACAGGAUAUCGUUCACGUUCUUCCUUUAAACUUAUUCAGUUGAACCAUAAAUUCCAGUUCCUGCAGAAGUCCAGGGCUCUUGUGGACUUGUGUGCAGCUCCAGGUGGUUGGUGUCGACUUGGUCCCAAUCGAGGCUAUUCCCAAUGUGGUCGCUCUGACAGAGGACAUCACCACAGAGUAAUGCCGACAGAUAGCAUAAGCACCUAAGGUCAGAGGUCAAAUGAGUGUCAGUGUGUUACUUGACCAUACAGGAUUGCGGUUUAAAUUUUAAAUACUACAAGAUUCUGGCAAUAACGUUGUGGCCAAGAAGGGCUCCGGAACCAAGCUGUGCGGCGUCAAGGGGAAGUUCAAAGUGGUGGACUGCCGCAUGAAGAAGGACAUGCGGGGCAUGCAGAGGAAAGAUCAACGCGAGAGAGGGGGCAAAAAGCAAGCGUGUUUGCGUCAUGAAUUCAGAGGGUAUGGCCCUGGGCUGUCAGAUCGCCACGUCCAAGAAGCGAGAGAGGGACCUGGUAGAUGGCUCCUUUCACAGGUUUGUGAGUUCGGAGGACCAGUGCGAGGUGCUUGAGUGGUUUGUGGAUGACGAGAAAAAACACAGGAAUAAGCCCAUCCUCGUCACCAAGGAGAUGGUGGAGGAGAACAAGGCAAAAUGGAAGGAGAUCAACGCCAGGCCCAUUAAGCGAGUGGCCGAGGCUAAGGCCAGGAAGAAGAGCAGGAUGCUGAAGAAGAUGGAAUCAGCCAAGAAGAAGGCAGAGGCGGUUGUCAGCACAGUGGACAUCGGUGAAAGGGAGAAGAUGGCUCAUCUCAAGAGGUACUGCCAUUUUAAAGAGCUUAAAAGACCUCAAGCGGUACUCCAUUUUAAAGAGCUCAAGAGGUACGACCGCCACCAUAAAAACCACAUGCACCAUAAACAUUUUACACUCCUACAUCUGUGGCAACGACAUGUACCAUCACCAACUUUUACUUUACUAUACCUGUGGCAGCCAGCUACAUCUCCUCUGGCAGUGGCAUGUACCACCACCAUUUUACAUUAGCAAGUGAAGUUCAUCCUCUCUCCGGGCUCUGGCUGGGCAACUCAAGGGCAUUCAAAGACUUGUCCUGAAGCCACUCUUGCAUUGUUUUGGCUGUUUGCCUAGUUUCGUUGUCCUGUUGGAAGGUGAACCUUCCUGAGAACCUGCUCCAGAGCACUCAGGACCCCAUUAAGGAUCUCUCUGUACUUUGCUCUGUUCAUCUUUCCCUCGAUACUGACUAGUUUACCAUGCCCUGCCAGUGAAAAACAUCCCCACAGCAUGAUUCUGCCAAUACCAUGCUUCACCUUAGGGAUGGUGCCAGGUUUCCUCCAGGCGUGGUGCUUGGCAUA
This is a messenger RNA of Oncorhynchus mykiss (rainbow trout), 1533 nucleotides long. The record is from RefSeq and is a predicted model, not a curated record. NCBI's taxonomy places the organism in Eukaryota, Metazoa, Chordata, Actinopteri, Salmoniformes, Salmonidae.